Molecule: messenger RNA, 1939 nt
Organism: Podarcis raffonei (Aeolian wall lizard)
Lineage: Eukaryota; Metazoa; Chordata; Lepidosauria; Squamata; Lacertidae
Product: transmembrane protein 68-like
Exons: 6
Coding region: 302-1150 (282 amino acids)
Cellular component (GO): membrane
Molecular function (GO): acyltransferase activity
Source: RefSeq, a predicted model, not a curated record
GGUUAAAUAGCAUAGAAUUCUGUGUAAAAAUUAAUGCAGCCUCUGGGAUGACAGUUCAAAGUUAUAAAUUGUCUUCUGUUUUUUUCUUGUAGAAAAGUGAAGAAGCAACAUCACUUUGGAGUAAAAAUAAUCAUUUGUUUUUAUUUAUUUCAUUACAGUGGAUGAAAUUAUUGCUAUCACACCAGAUGUUUCAGGGCAAGAAAAUGUGGCUUGGUUUACUCACGUGCUGAAAAACUGGAUUGGUUUCGGAUACCUGGGAGAAAAUGCAAGCUACGUGGGUUACAUUUUCGGACUGCUAUUAAUGCUUUUAAUGCUGUCACAGGCAAUAUAUAUCUCCAUGUUUUGCAUGAUGUACAUUUUUAGCUUUCUUCUCUAUAUUUACAAGAAAAUGAAUAACAUAGUUCAAGACACUUCUACUGAAGCAUGGGUCACACCAAGAAGGUGGCUUACAAGUGCUUUGGAUAUAAUUGGAAAGAUAUGGCAUGGUUAUGAAGUUAUUGGCACAGAGCAUAUACCAGAAGGACCAGCGGUAAUUGUUUAUUAUCAUGGAGCUUUUGUUUUGGAUUAUAUGCUCUUUGUAGCUAGAUUAUAUACACUGACUGGAAGACACAUCUACAGUGUAGCUGAUAAUGGGUUGUAUCUACUACCAGGUGUCAGACCACUUCUUGAAUUAUUUUUUUGCCUAAAAGGCAAUAAAGAUGAAUGUGUGAAAUUUCUGAAGAAGGGCCAUUUAUUGGGGAUUGCACCUGGUGGACUUAGAGAAGGAAACUUUAGUGAUGAGAACUACAACCUGGUGUGGGGUAAACGUACAGGUUUUGCACAAGUGGCUUUACAGGCCAAAGUGCCCAUCAUUCCUAUGUUUACACAAAAUCUUCGAGAAGGAUACAGAACAUAUGGGAAAAUAUCACUACUGAAGUGGCUGUAUGAGAAGACUCGGAUAUUUAUCCUUCCCAUUUAUGGAGGGUUUCCAGUCAAAUUCCGCACAUAUAUUGGAGAACCCAUCCCAUAUGAUCCGGAUAUCACUGCUAAGGAGCUGGCUGAAAAAACAAAGAUUGCCCUUGAAAAUAUUCGAAACAAAUACCAAAAGAGACCAGGAAAUAUAUUAAGAGCCCUCUUAGAACGAUUUGAUAAAUAUCACAAAGAGAACUAGUCUGUCCGCUUUGGAUGUUCUGGUGGAUGACUUAUGCCAGGAAUGAGACAUGAUGUGUGUGUCCCUGUUGGUUCUGCUGGACCUCUUGGUGGGUUUCCUUGGUGGUAUGCUUCUGGGCAGACUUGCUGAUAUGGGACUUGGAGGCACUGUUUUACAGUGACUGUUUCUUCCUGGAGGGACGAACCCAGAAGGUGGUGCUGGAGAACUCCUGUUUGAUGCCUUAGCUGUUGGCCUGUGGGGUCCCUCAAAGUUCUAUUCUGUCCCCCAUCCUAUUUAACAUGUACAUGAAACCUCUGGAGGAGGUUGUCCAGAGUUUCAGGGUUAAGUUGAUGACACCCACCCUCUGUCAAGGAUGCUGUAGUUGAGAUUCCUGCAUUGCAGGGACUUGGACUAUAUGACCCUUGGGAGUCCCUUCCAACUCUACAAUUCUGUUUCUCCUUUCCACCUAAGGAAGCUGUCUCAGUUCCAAACCAGUAUCUGUCAUCAAUAAUUGAGACGUCUGAUUUGGCCACAGUGACAACAUGCCUUAGUUACAUCCCUUUUGAAUUACUGCAACAUGCUCUACCUGGGGCUGCCUUUGAAUAGUGUUCAGAAACUUCAGCUAGAUAAAGAAAACUGCAGCCAGAUUGUUGACCAGGGCUGGUUAUGGGGAACAGACAUUCCCUUGCUAGAACAGAUCACUGGCUGCCGCUAUGUUUCCAGGUGCAACUCAAAGUGCUGGAUAUGAACUUUAAAGCCCUAUACAGUGGACGCUUGGGUUGCGAAUGUGAUCUGUGUGGGAUGCACGUU